UACACAAAAGCGGUUUUAUAAGUAUUUUUUCGAUCGAGGCGACUAUUACCGCGGUCGUGGUGGGCUGGGCACUGGUGUAGCAUUGUAGCAACAGCGAUAAUACCGCGCGACCGGACAGUGCAAGCGUGCAUGCGCGUCGCAACCGUCCACACGGUUAUCCCGUCCCGUCGUCGUCCCAACCUUUGGCCCGAAAUUUUCUCGUCCGAAUUUUUAUUUUUACCCGUCACCGGCGCCGGUUAGUCUCAUAAUUAUCUCAUCUAUCACCGUGUUCCCGCGGCCCUUCACACGAUAUUGUGGCCACCAUGCCGUCGCCGUCGUCGUCGCUGCACUGUAGCCGCCGCCGUACGCCGUCGCUGCAGACGACCGUCGCCUUGGUCGCCGCCGUGGCCGUAGCGGUCGCCGUCCGUUCGACGGUCGCCGCCCCGCAGUCCGACGGCGACGCCGUGAUCACGAUCGCCGGCCAGCAGUGCAAGUGCGUGCCGUUCUACUUGUGCGAGUCGAGCAAUACUGUCUACGUACCCUCUGAAUCUACAGAAUCGGGUUGUAUGAGUGACUUGGUAUGUUGCCGAGUAGAAUCAAACUCACCAGUUACCGAAUCGUAUUCAACAACAUCUACAACAUCUGAAUCUGAAUUACCUCAAGUUAGUUCAUCUUCUCAGGAACCGUAUAUUGAAACUACCGAGAAUAUCGAGAAUAAUAAACCAUGUACAUGUGUAUCCAAAAAUCAAUGUUUACCAUCAAAUAAAAAUGAUAAUACAAGAAAUGGCAGUUGUAGUAGCAAUAAAGUUUGUUGCAUAAAUGAGUAUGUUAAUAUCGUACCAACUCAGGAAACACCUAUUAUUGAUGAGUUUAACAAUAAUAAUGUUCGUAGUUGUGGUAUUGGUAAGUCACCACCAGAUACCAUAAAUACUGAUAAUAUAGGAACACGUAUUGUUAAUUCUGAAGAUUAUUCAGACACGUAUUUUGGUCAAUUUCCAUGGAUGGCUGCUAUUCUAAAAACCGACAUAAAUGAAGACACAGGUAUAAAAACUGAAAAUGUUUUCCUAUGUGGUGGUUCAUUAAUACACCCACGAGUCAUUUUAACAGCAGCGCACUGUGUCAGAGAUAAAAAUGUGAAAUUAUUAAAAGUACGAGUGGGCGUUUGGGAUACACAAUCCAACAAUAACGAAGAAGAAAAAGAAAUUUCGCACCAAGAUCGCAGUGUUUCAAAAAUAGUGUGUCAUCCAAAUCAUAAUAAUGGAACUAUGUACAACGAUGUUGCGUUAGUUGAACUCGAAUCUGAAUUUACAUUACACUCGCAUAUUAAUGUUAUAUGCAUUCCCAGCGAUGAAAAACAACUAAGCUAUAACCCCAAAUCAUGUGUAUCAACAGGAUGGGGUAAAAAUGGAUUUGAACUAGGCAGUAAAUAUCAAACUGUAUUAAAAAAAGUAGAGUUGUCCCUUGUGCCCAAUGAUGUAUGUCAGCAGCAAUUACGGAACACGCGUCUUGGAAACUUUUUCCGUUUACAUGAUAGUUUUAUUUGUGCUGGCGGCAUAAAGGGAGUAGACGUGUGCAAAGGUGACGGCGGUGGACCGUUAAUAUGUGCAGUAAAAGAAUCCCAAGAGAAGUCAAAAAAAUAUAUUCAAGUGGGUAUUGUGUCUUGGGGUAUUGGGUGCGGUGAUGAAAAUGUACCUGGUGUAUACUCAUCGGUAAUAGCCAAUUCCCAGUGGAUCAAUAAGGAGCUUAAAAUUAUUACACAAUAAAAACGUCGUUUUUUCCAACUACUGGCAUUUUAAUUUAUAUAUUAUUAUACUUUGACUGGGUAUUUGAUCGAAUUUAUAUCGAUUUAUUUCCCGAUAUAUUAUAAUGUAAGCAUAAAAUAUAUAUUUCAAUGUAUGCCUUAAA
Molecule: messenger RNA, 1884 nt
Organism: Melanaphis sacchari
Lineage: Eukaryota; Metazoa; Arthropoda; Insecta; Hemiptera; Aphididae
Product: phenoloxidase-activating factor 2-like
Exons: 7
Coding region: 303-1742 (479 amino acids)
Biological process (GO): proteolysis
Molecular function (GO): serine-type endopeptidase activity
Source: RefSeq, a predicted model, not a curated record